Messenger RNA from Gallus gallus (chicken), 3870 nucleotides. RefSeq names its product transmembrane protein 184C (gene TMEM184C). The transcript has 10 exons. The record is from RefSeq and is marked validated. Lineage: Eukaryota; Metazoa; Chordata; Aves; Galliformes; Phasianidae. Gene Ontology annotation, molecular function: transporter activity. Bases 200 to 1537 code for a protein of 445 amino acids. Gene Ontology annotation, biological process: transport.
AAGUGCCGCGGGGGCGGGGUGGAGGGGAGCCCGGCCUGGAGCGCGUUGCUCUGCGGGGGUGGCGCGGCGUCGCUUGCCGCGGGGCGGAGCGGCGGAUGAGGCCUGACAGGAUACGCGGGUGAUGCGCGCCCCGCGGGGGCUACCGGGCCCGGCGCCGAGCCGCUGAGGCGCCGCGGGGCCCGAGCGGAGCGAAGCGACCAUGCCGUGCACCUGCGGCAAUUGGCGGCGGUGGAUCCGGCCGCUGGUGGUGCUGCUAUACAUCGUGGGGCUGCUGGUGGUCGUGCCUCUAUGCGUGUGGGAGCUGCAGAAGCUGGAGGUUGGAAUCCAUACCAAGGCAUGGUUUAUCGCAGGGAUAUUUCUACUGAUGACCAUCCCCAUCUCCCUCUGGGGAAUACUACAACACUUAGUUCAUUAUACUCAACCUGAAUUGCAGAAACCAAUAAUAAGGAUUCUGUGGAUGGUGCCGAUUUACAGUUUAGACAGUUGGAUAGCUUUGAAAUACCCCAACAUUGCAAUAUAUGUGGAUACAUGUCGAGAAUGCUAUGAAGCUUAUGUCAUCUAUAAUUUUAUGGUUUUUCUUUCAAAUUACCUAACCAACCGAUAUCCAAACCUCGUAUUAAUAAUAGAAGCAAAAGAUCAACAGAGACACCUGCCUCCCCUGUGCUGUUGUCCAUCGUGGGCUAUGGGAGAAGUUCUGUUAUUUAGGUGUAAACUGGGUGUUUUGCAGUACACUGUUGUCAGACCGUUUACUACUAUUAUUGCUUUAAUUUGUGAACUAGUAGGCGUGUAUGAUGAAGGAAACUUCAGCUUCGACAAUGCUUGGACUUACUUGGUUAUACUUAACAACAUGUCACAGCUAUUUGCUAUGUAUUGUUUAGUGCUGUUUUAUAAAGUACUACGUGAAGAACUGAACCCUAUCCAACCUGUUGGCAAGUUCCUCUGUGUGAAGAUGGUAGUUUUUGUUUCUUUCUGGCAAGCUGUGCUUAUUGCAUUGCUGGUGAAAGUUGGUGUUAUUUCUGAGAAACACACCUGGGAAUGGCAGAGCGUGGAAGCUGUGGCUACAGGCCUACAGGAUUUCAUCAUUUGUGUUGAAAUGUUCCUAGCUGCUAUUGCACAUCACUACAGUUUUUCCUAUAAACCUUACGUUCAAGAAGCUGAAGAAGGGUCAUGCUUUGACUCCUUUCUUGCCAUGUGGGAUAUUUCUGAUAUAAGGGCAGAUAUAUCAGAACAAGUUCGAAAUGUUGGAAGGACGGUCCUGGGCCAGCCAAGAAAAAUGUUUUUUGCUGAGGAUCAUGAACAAAACGAGCAUACAAGUUUACUAUCCUCCUCUACUCAAGACCCAAUUUCUGAUGCUUCUUCAAUGCCAUCAUCACCUAUGGGUCAUUACCAGGGGUUUGGACACACUGUGACACCUCUCACAACACCAACAACAGUCCCUGUAGUUGAUGGAAUUUAUAACACUUCUGCUACUCGAGACACUGAGGAAUCGCCUGAACUAAUGCACAAUUCAUCAGAGAAGGCUUUGGAUAGAAGUUAGACUCACCUUUUUUGAAUGUGUCGAGGAGCCUGUUACAUUCUUGCCACAUAUAUUUGGUUAGCAAAUACUAUUAGCACUGGAAGUUGGAUAACAUGGAGUAGCUACUGUGCGGGCAGGAGGAUAUGGCUGUAACUGACAUCUUAAUGUUCUGAGCCUAUAACAGCUAUGAGUGUCUGAGUACCCUAUGAAUAUAAAACGCACACUUUCUGCAGAAAUUCAAGAAUCACAUCCUUGAACUGCUAAACGUUUAUACAUCAGUUAUAAAAAAGUAUGGUAAAACUACGAUCCUUUCUACUAAUACAAAAGAAAAGCUUAAAAAACUAUGCUCUUCAAAACAUGAAAUGUAAAUACUACUAGCAGUGGGAAGUGUUAAAUUGGAGAAUGUAAUUUAAGGAAGGCAGUGGAAAAAAACCUCUUUAUAUUGGUUAGUUAAAUAAAAUCCCUUCAAUUAAGAUAAUUAUUACAAAGCAUCAGCUAAAAAAAAAAGUCUACUUAAAAAAAAAAAAGAAAAAGCAUUCCCUCUUAGUCUCACCAUAAAAUUCCAGGCACAUUCAUGUAGUUGGCAUAACUCUUGUUCUUGUACCUCUUUGUUUAUUGCUCUUCUGCAUUCAGAGUAUACAGCUAGGAAGGUAAGCUUUGGAUUAAUAACUUCACAUAUGAUGGCUUUUUUUCCUGUCCUUCUAGAAUAAUAGUAAGGAGAGGGAAAUAAAGGAUGUCAAAAAUGACGUAAAAAACAAAACUGACUUUGGUUUUGGCUGCAAUAAAUUCCUUAACACCUAAAUUUUUCAGCUGUUAACACAUCCUGCUUUAACAAGGUGUCUGUGGUAGUUUGUAUUCAUAAAUUUGUAUCUGUGAUUAUUGUAUUAUGCUUCUAGUAUAGCCUAUUCAAAUGUAACAAUUCAUUUGUGAGUGUCCCAGAGAAGAGACCUUUGCUAAGGUAAAAUUAAGUAGGUAGUCUAAUACUGGAGUUACUCGAGCAUUAUGUUUUAGACCAAGAAAGAGUAAAUUUGUAUCAAAACAGUUUGCAAAACUGACAAAAGCAGCUGCUUUUUUAAAAAUCCCAUUACUGGGUUUUUAUUACUAUUGCAUGUUUGCAAUCUGACAAAUUGAGAACACUAAGUGACACAUGAUUUUUUUUUUUCCAGCAUUGUUAGCGUUUACAGUUAAUGUUUAACUUCUGUCUGUCACGGUGGAAUUCAUCUUAAGUGCUUAUUUUGCAGUACUAGUGUGAUGUAAAUACUGCGCCUUACUCACUAGGCUGCGUAUUUUAUAGUUGACUGUAUUUGCUCUAUCUGAAGCUAGGGGAAAAGUGCAGAUCGUACUUUCCACUUUGCCAAGUCAUUGCCUUUGUUGUAAAUAAGCAAUUAAAUAUUUUAUUUAAACUGUUUGGCUUUUUUUCCAUUUGAUUUAUUGCUACUGUCAUUAAGAAUGUAAAUGACAGAUGAUGACAACUGUUCUCUUUGUGAAGAGGAUCUUGUGCAUAACUACUAGAAGUGCUUGUAAUUUCUUUCAGUGUUUUGACUAUAAUGAAAGAAUUCUUCCUGGAGCUUAUCAGGAAUCAGACUUACUUAUGCUUGACUCAAUCUUUUUCUUGUUAACAGCCAUGUUUUAAAAAGAGUAAAUAACAACAACUUGUAAAAGGUUGAAGUGGGUGGGGGACUUCCUGUUUCAUCUACCAUGUGCAUGAAAAUGGACAACUCUGAAGAGCCUCUGUCCUACUCUUAGAUUUUGUUAUGCAUUGUAUAGAGGAUGGGAUCUGGUUAAUUUUAAGAGAACUUAAUCACCACUUCUGUUUUCAAAAUCAAUUGCAGACCUGUCCUCCCCUGUUCUAGAAGGAGCUUUAUUACAGCAGUCUUAGGAGCUGCAGGCUGAGACACCCAUGGCUCCAACAGAACUACUCGGUCCCUCAAGUUGAUCCCAGAUAGCCUAAAACAUUCACCUCAUGGAGAGUACACACUGAUUUUGUAUACAACGAGACUCCAGAAAAAUUGUCUGUGAAUGCCUCUUCUACAAGCUUUUGUUAAGGACACUGCAGAAGUGCACUGUACAUGGAAUGGACAGCAACAACAUUAGAAAGAAACUUAAUGUUUGGUACAGAAAUACCUCGUCCCUCUCUUCCCUAUGUAGCUACAGGGACAGAAUCAGUGCUGAGAGAUGACUUGUUAAUCCUUCAUCUGAAUAGAACAUUAAGAAAUGCUGUUAUAUUGCAAUGUGACACUGGAAGAAUUGUAUACAAAUGCUUGUGGUGGCUGAUGUAAUAACUUGUAUCAGCUUUCUUAAGAGGAAAAAAAGGUUAUAUUACCAGAAAUAUGACUCUCUAAGAAACUCUAAAA